AUGGAAUCCUUAUCACAAAACUUAAAAAACCCAAUCAUUCUUUUGACGAAGUUGCCUUCUCCGGCUCCGGAAUCCGGGGUUGGGGAGGCGGAGUUCGGGGGGCGAAAGCCCGCUGAUGUAGACGUAGAGAAGGAGAACACGGGCGCGAAGCCCAUGGAGGUGGCCACUGAAUUUGUACGGCCUCUGAGCCUUGACUCAGACUCAAGUGGAAGCGGCUCCACUGUACGCAGCAGGAAACUUUGGAGGAGGAACUCGCGCUCAAGGCACAGUUUGUCGCAACUCACCAGCGACACUGACGAACCAGCGCCAAAGUCGCAAGCGACAGACAGCAGAGGGAGAGGACGCCCGCCCUCAGUCGGCAAAUAUGUCGGCUUGAGGAAAGCACAGCUCGAGCGGGAUAAGCUCCAACGCGAGGAGGCGAAGAAGAAGGCCGACAAGGAGCUGGAGGAGCGGCUCCAUUUUGUUAAGUCGCCGGUGCAUCCUAGGGUGUCAGACACCGAGGAAGAGGACCGACCCGUGCUGAGGGAAGACCUAAGACAGUGUGUCCAGGUGGUACGCACAACAGUGAGGAAGUCAGGCAACCUCAAAGGUACCUCCCAGAAGGCACUAAACUGGGUCACGAACAAAAUCGCCAAGUAUGUUGACCAGCCUGAGUCCGCCGCAAUCGCUCGCCUCGAGAGUGAGGCCAAGAAGUGGCAGGAGAAUUGUGCCCGGCUCGAGGCACACAUGAAAAACAUCCAGGAGGAAAACACAGCUCUGAAACGACGCCUUGAAGAGCUGGAAGCGGCCGCCAAAGGGCCGACAACAGAGGAAAUGCUGGCGAUGGUCGAAGCGAGGGUCCAAGCCCGGAUGGAAUCGAUCCUCAUGGGCCCGGCGCAACGGCCCUCGCUGGCACACGAGAGGAAGGCCAUUCCAGGAGAUGUUCAACUCCCAGUCGAGCGAUGGCUAUGUUGGCGGAACCCACGCCAAACCGAGGAAGGAGAAAAAGGCAAAGGGAGGGGAAAAAAGACAGCCCAGCCCGCUCCGGCUCCCGCUCCUGCUCCCACUAUCCCCGCUCCCAUCGCUGGACCUUCCAGUGCCCCGCCGCAAGCCAUAGCGGGCCCUUCUACUGCGGCGGUUUCGACACCCGCGAUGGCGCCAGCAAGAAGACGCGAGAAGAGCGCGGCGGCUGUAAAGAAGUCGGCACCAGGCUCCAAGCCGAAGAAGAGUGGGAGAAAAGAUCCGGCAGGUCAACCUGCGCCGGAGCCCCGUCCACUGCCGCCGGCCCCUGCCACAAUGGAGACGCCAUGGGUGGAGGUGGCCAGAAGGAAGAAGAAGGGAAAAUCGACAGCGACAGCGCCAACAACAACAAGCGUGCAGCCGCCAAAACCUUCGCGCCGGAAGGAACCCAAACUGCGGCCGCCACGAUCUGCGGCCGUGGUAAUUUCGUUGACACCGGCAGCCGUGGCAAAGGGUCUGACGUACAAGGGCGUCCUCACGGACGCACAGAAUCGCGUGGACCUCACCGGAUUGGAUAUAUCGAGGUUAAAGCCGAAGUUCACGGCCACGGGCGCCCCGAUGUACGAGGUGCCCGGGGCCAAUUCGGAGGAGAGGGCCAACUCCUUUGCCGAGAGGCUGAGGGAGUGCUUCGCUUCGCCCAGCGGCGCCCCCACUGUCGGAGAGUCUCCGGCCAGACCUUCUGGCCAGUGUAGUCGCGGCCUUGUUCCCGGCCACCGUGGAGACCACUUUCCUCCACCGAUGGCGCCACCGGAAGUGGCGCCAUCGUCGGUAAUGAGUUCGGCAAGGGAUAUCCCGGAGGUGUCGCCCGCGGAAUUGCGGGCGGCGGUGCUUCGACUGCGGAGCAAAAACACGGCCCCAGGGCUCGACGGCAUCCCCGGUAGAGCGUGGGUGCUAGCCCUCGAGCACCUGGGUCCGAGGCUCCGCAGAUUGUUCUCCGCCUGUUUGGAGCAGGGGCGUCUUCCCGGCGCGGCUCGGUUUUGGGCCCCUCUCCUGUGGAACAUCGGGUACGACUGGGUGCUCCGUGGUACCAACCACCGGGGUGUCGACGUGACCUGCUACGCUGACGACACGCUGGUCACGGCGGCAUCAGGGACCUUCCAGGAUGCCGCAAUCCUGGCGGCGGUGGGCACCGGCCAU
Manduca sexta (tobacco hornworm) is the source of this 2136-nucleotide messenger RNA. Its product is annotated as tropomyosin-1, isoforms 33/34-like. The annotation marks the transcript as partial. The transcript is spliced from 3 exons. Lineage: Eukaryota; Metazoa; Arthropoda; Insecta; Lepidoptera; Sphingidae. The record is from RefSeq and is a predicted model, not a curated record.